AUGGGUGAAGUACAUGUUCAGAGUCACCAAUACAACGAUCAUUCCCCAACACCAACAACAAUAACAACCCCUCAGAAACAGAAACAACCCAUCAUUCCAAACACAACAUCAUCAAUGUAUGAUCAUCAAGAACAACAACAACACAAUGAUCAUUCAGUGCUCGAACCCACCGACCUCUUCUCCAUGAUGCACCUCAACAACCCCUCCCACCACCGUCACCCACCCUGCACCACCGUCAACAACUCUAUGAAACGUCGAUCACCGCCGUCCUCCUCUUCCUCCGGCCAACCCAGCGCCAAGAAACUCUUCUGCGACCAAGAAGACCUUAUCCUCCAUGGCUUCUCCGCCAUUCCCAUUCCCCUCAACCUUAAUUCCCUCGUCAGCAAGACACCCUCUUUCCCCGUUCUUCGCCGAUGCGUCUCCGACCCCUACACUCCUCCUCCUCCUCCUCCGCCGCAGCCGAGGGGUUCCGGUUUGCCGCCGCUGCCUCCAACCCUUCGGCGAAGCGUUUCCGAUCUGUCUCCUUCUUCGGAUAAAGCUUUCUCUCGUUCUUCCGCCUCUGAAGAAACUGCCACCGCUCCUGAAUACAUGAGGCUCAGAAGGAUGAAGGAUCGUUUGAAAGAGAUGAGGCAGUGGUGGGAUGAAGUUAUCAAAGAGGAAGAAGAGGGAGAAGAGUGUGCAGUGCGAGAGGAUGACAAAGUCCCAUCUCAGGAUGAAUUGGGAGGAGAAGAUUGUGAGGAAGCUGUUAACGUAGAGUGGGCAGAAAAGUGCCUAAGCCUUGCUUUUAGGUGUCCGUGUGGCAAAGGCUAUGAGGUUCUCCUCUCUGAAAACAACUGUUACUACAAGUUGGUGUAG
Messenger RNA from Abrus precatorius (Indian licorice), 855 nucleotides. RefSeq names its product mitochondrial fission regulator 1. Bases 1 to 855 code for a protein of 284 amino acids. The transcript is spliced from 3 exons. Lineage: Eukaryota; Viridiplantae; Streptophyta; Magnoliopsida; Fabales; Fabaceae. The record is from RefSeq and is a predicted model, not a curated record.